UUCAAAUGGCCCACGACACACUCCAGUGACCCUCACAACAGCUCAUGCACCUCUUCUCCGGCCAGUCGAGUCAAUCGACGCCCUCUGCCACCCCGAAUCGCUCCUUCUCGCCCGCUCCCAAUCGAUCCAUCCAGCUGGGGCCUAGCACAAUCCCUCGAAGACCAGGCUUGAAUCAAAGAACUUCCUCCCUGUCCGCCGCCUCACUCGCCAGCUCGACCGAGAGUCUCCCCAGUACCGCAAGACUCACGAAUGGCUCUAGCUUAAAGAACGAACUCGCUAGCUCGCUUGCUCAAGAUGGAUCUUCCCCGGUCGAUAUCCUGAGGGACAUCCUGGGCCCUUUGCGCAAUGAAGACCUCACCGACGGUACAAAUGAUGUCCAUUCAGACGGCAGACCAACAACUUUGACCGAAAAAGUCGAGUUCAACGGCCUCAGUCUGCGCGAGUUCGCCAACACUGCUCCUCAAUCCACUCCGCUGCUUCUACGAGCGGGGCUGGACAUUGCCAUUGUGCAAGACUUUGAGAAUGAGAAAGACAAAUUCGAGGACCUGCACAAAUCCAUCCUCGCGUGCGAUGAGGUCCUCAAGUCCGUGGAGACAUACUUGACCUCCUUCCAAGCCGACCUGGCCAAUGUCUCGGCGGAGAUUGAGACCUUACAAAACCGGUCGGCCACGUUGAACAAUAAGUUGCACAACCGUAAGGCGGUAGAGAAGGUCCUCGCUCCCGAAGUCGAGGCACUCGCAAUACCAGCUGCGGUGGUCCGCAAAAUCUCGGAAGGAAGUGUAGACGAGGCAUGGGUAAAAGCGUUGGAUGAGCUGGAGAGACGAUCCGCGGCGAUUGAUGCCAAAUUGAAAGAGGACCGAGAUAUCCGAGCUCUGCAGGAUGUCCGACCGUUUAUCGAAGAUCUUUCGGCAAAGGCGGUGGAGCGUAUACGGGACUUUGUCGUCGCCCAGAUCAAGUCAUUGCGCUCGCCCAGCAUUAAUGCGCAAGUGAUCCAGCACAACAGCUUCCUGCAAUACAAGAAUGUGUUUGCCUUCCUUGCCAAGAGACAGCCGCAGCUUGGACAAGAAAUAUCGCAAGCCUACAUCAACACCAUGCGCUGGUACUAUCUCAGCCACUUCACGCGAUACAAAGCGGCACUGGAGAAGCUGAGUCUGCACACCAUCGAUCAGACCGAGUCGUUUGCAUCCGAGACCACUUCGACGAAAGGUGCAAAGGGCGUGAGCCGAGACCCCUUCUCCAUCGGGCGUCGUAGGGAUAUCCUGCAAACGCCAAAUUAUACAGCCAUGCCCGCCUAUGUUGCCGAGGAUGACAAAGGCACGCACUAUCUGGAAGUGCCUUUCCGCACCUUCAACCUCGCACUCGUGGACAACGCGUCCGCUGAAUACGCCUUUCUCACCGAGUUCUUCUCCAAACAGCCGUAUCAAACGACCAAUCGGAACUUCAACGAGAUCUUCCAGCCCGCAUUGGAUCUGGGUUUCGCCCUGACGAAACAACUCACCGAAGCCAGCUUCGACGCGCUAGGCGUGCUCACGUGUGUCCGACUCAACCAGCACCUGGCCUUCGAACUGCAGCGGCGGAAGAUUCCCGUUGUCGAAAGCUACAUCAACGGAACCAACAUGCUGCUCUGGCCGCGCUUCCAAAUCAUCAUCGAUGCCCACUGCGAGUCUAUCCGGCGAGCAACAGCAGCCCUGUCCGGGAGGCCGAGCGGUUCGGCACUAAGUCUGACCGCUUCCUCCUCGAGUGCGCAGUCCACCACUCCUCACGCACUGACGCAACGAUACGCCAACUUUCUACAAGGAAUACUCGCGCUAAGUAGUGAAGCGGGCGACGAUGAGCCGGUCUCCAACAGCGUGGGUAGACUGCGGAAUGAGUUCGAAGCCUUCUUGACGAAGCUAAGCAAGGGCAUUGCAGAGGCGAGGAAGCGCGAGAGAUUUUUGUACAACAACUACUCUCUCGUAUGUACCAUCAUCGCCGAGACGGAGGGCAAAUUGGCGGACGAUGUGAAGGGGCAUUAUUUGGAGAAGAGAGAUGGUCUAGCAGUUGCUACAUGAAUGAAUGAAUCACGAACCAGAGAUUGCGAAGAGAUAUCCUACAUGUAUGCGUUUGUGAGAAUAUAAUUGACCUUCCUGUGCAUAGAGCUCAAAUGCGGGUUCGACGUUUGUUGUUGCCUCAGGCAGGAAUUGUUGGCAAAGUCUUGGCGCGGUCCACCACCGAAUUUGCAUUAAGCGGCG
Molecule: messenger RNA, 2231 nt
Organism: Neohortaea acidophila
Lineage: Eukaryota; Fungi; Ascomycota; Dothideomycetes; Mycosphaerellales; Teratosphaeriaceae
Product: Sac2 family-domain-containing protein
Exons: 1
Coding region: 45-2051 (668 amino acids)
Biological process (GO): retrograde transport, endosome to Golgi; Golgi to vacuole transport; endocytic recycling
Cellular component (GO): GARP complex
Molecular function (GO): syntaxin binding
Source: RefSeq, a predicted model, not a curated record